GGCAAGUGGGGGAAUAACGCGUUUCGGCUUCUACCUGCGCCGUGGUUGGGUUUAGGGCUCAGGUACGCUGGAGCAAGGUUGUGUUUAGUUUUAGCAUCAGAUAGCUGGUUGGGUCCAGGUCUAGGGAAGAGGAGACGGGACGGGAACCAGACGACACAACAGCGGCUCCGACUUGACUCUCCUCGAGAGACACAGAUGACAUCACCCGCUCUACGGUACAAACAUCAUGCUUCCCCGGGCGGGUAAAGAGUUUCUGGUCCGGAUACGGUUAUCCUGGAGGCCACUUUUCCAGGGCCGGUACCUGCUGCUCACCAACACCCUGAGUGGAGGAGUCAUGCUGGCGCUGGGAGACUCCCUGCAGCAGAGCUGGGAGAACCACAAGGAUCCAGGCAGAGUCCGAGACUGGAGGAGGACAGGGCGCAUGUUUAUAGCGGGCUGCUCCAUGGGUCCCUUGCUGCACUACUGGUACGGCUGGCUGGACAAAGUGUACGUGGGCAGAGCUUUGAACACUGUGGGCAAGAAGGUUCUGGCGGACCAGCUUAUCGCCUCACCAACAAUCGGCUUGUGUUAUUUUUUAGGUAUGGGUGUCAUGGAGGGACACACUUUAUCUGAAGGAUGGGAAGAGUUUAAAGACAAGUUCUGGGAAUUUUAUAAGGCGGACUGGUGUGUUUGGCCGCCCGCUCAGAUGAUCAACUUCUACUUUCUUUCACCCAAAUUCCGGGUCGUGUACAUCAACUUUAUCACCUUAGGGUGGGACACCUACCUUGCCUACCUUAAACACAGAGAUGGCAGCCACCCCACUGUGGUGGUAUCAGACAUCAGUGCUGUUGAUGUGCAGAAGGAAGCACUCCCACCCUCCAAACCUCUGGAGGAGAAAGCUUAGACGUUGUUCAUGCUCAACUGUGAAGUCGUUCAUCGGAGGCAAAAGAAUAUUUUGCUGUUUUUAUCUGCUCAACUUCGUUUCCACUUUAAAAUGUUGUUUGUGUUUUUCGAAUAUUCCUUUUCCUUUGACAGACCACUCCCCUCUCAAUUUUAAACCGACCACAUGCCUCUGAUUGACUGACUGACUGUCUGAGUAGUUGCGGAUGUUUAAGUGCUGAAACACUUCCUUCAUGUAUUUAGAGUUUUAAUGUGUCUCUGUCCAGUUUGUUUAUUUUGUUUAUUUAUUUAUGUCUGAGUUUAUGUCUCCUGUAGGAGCAUUCAGGGAUGAAAAGCUGGUUUACUGCCUGUCAUGCUAAUUACCUCUGAUGGUAGUGGUUGUCUUUUAAUGGAAGCAGAACACGUCAUUCAUCAAGGCCCUUAACUGACAAUUCAUUUCCAAAACGUCUAGACAAGUGUCAUCUUUGUUGUUACACCCAAACAUUUAAACUGUCCCAAAGUGUAACAGAGUGGCAUUCCUUUUAUUUCUGUGCCAUUUUAUCUUUCUGGUUUCACACGAAACAUUUUCUUAUAACAUCUGCUGUUUUUUGUUUUUUUUAUUAAAAUGAUAUUAACCUGCAAAAAAUUUGCCUUAAUAUGUAGAUGUGUGCUACGCUCUGUUAUCAUGCCAAAUAAUCUCUCCCUUUUAUGCACCUAUAAAAAUAAUUGCAUGAUUCUGAUUUUUAAAUACAAGAUCUUUUAUAUUUUUAUCAUAUCAAACUGCAUCGCCAACUGUUUGUGUAAAGUUAAUUCCUGAUAGACUAAUUUAUUUCCCAACUGUGCAGUAGUUUUAUACCAGUGACUCGAAUUCUGAGUUGAUGUACUGUACGGAAGCCCUAAGAGGCAAGUGAGGGAGAAAAAAAUCUGGUGAUCUAUUUAUUUAUAUAUAUAUAUAUAUAUAUAUAAUUAGUCUUCACCUGUUUUCCCCCUGUUCUUAAGUCACAAACACAGGAGAGAGAGAAAACACUUCAGAUUAGACUUUUUUUUGUCUCUCCCGCCUCACAAGAACUACUGCAGCAGCUAAUUUGUGAAUGAAGUACAGCAUGAAUGGUUGACAUAAAAAAAAAAUAUCUAGAGCAAUAUAUGUAAUUAAACUAUAUAUUUUGUUGACAUCUUUGGUGCUGCUACUGUGAUACCUGAUUUACCAUAAUUAUCAAAAUAUAUAAUUUGCAUACUAAUGUGUGUAAAGAACUAUAAAAGGGUUCUGGAUGCUGAUAAAUUGUAUUUUAUUGUUUCUAUUGUUGAGUUUUAGUAUCAGUGUAAUUUAAAAAGACAUGGUAAGAAUGUUUGAACAAGCAGAGAAUAAAUACAUUAUUGUGUGCUCUUCAUCUUCUAAAUCACAUUUAUGUACAUUUCAGAAAGUGUUCUUUUAUGCUGAUGUGCUUAUUUGUAUAAUUAUUUUUUAAGAGGUUCCGCACUUUAUUGCUCUUUGGGGCAUUUCCUUAAAUGUAUGUAACUUUCUAGCAAUAACAUUUAUUGGUCUACGUUCUUUACAUUAAACAGGAAAGAUUGAGACCAAAAACAUGUUAACAUAACUCUGAGUAUUUGUCAGUGCAAUACAAGAAAAAACACAUUUUGUAUUGUUUGAAAUAAUGAUUCAAUAUUAUUAUACAAACAGUAAGAACGCACUAAGUGUAAGCUUGAUGAGUUUAUUUGUCUAGCACUUUAUAAGAAUAAGGCAAUUCAACCUUAUAUAGUCAUUAUACUUGCGUACAGUGAAAUGUAGUCUUGUCAUUCCAAGUUUCAACCUGCUAAACAUACAAGAUUACAUCAAAUAACUAAAAGUUAUGUGCACAAUUCUGCACAGUGAUUUUAAGUGGACACCAUUUUAUACAGGUUAAACAUACAGUAUGAGCAAAAUGAGCUAGUAUAAAGAUGUAUCUUCAAGAAAUAAUAUAAAAUUAAUUACAUUACCCAUUACAAACUUCUUAAGUUUGCUUUGAGUUUAGGUUUCAUACUGUGUUAAAUGUGUUUUAAAAUAUGGACUCACCUGCUCAUGUCCUCCAAAAGGCUGUCAACAAUAGCAACCUCUGAGUUUAAAAGUAGAAGAAUAUAUUGUAGAAUGUGUUGUAAGGACCAAACAUUGGUUAUUGUGAGUGUGAUGAACACUAUAAUUGUCACAAUCCUGUCCUGUGUUUCUCUGUGUAGCCUUGCUUAUUAUUUUAUUCAUCCGCAUGUCUUAGUUUACUUAGUAUUAGUGUUUUCAUGGGUUUGGUUUGGUUUUGAUUUCUACAAGCUUUAUUUGAUCCUGUCAUGUUUAGUGUUUUGUUCAUUCGCAUUUUAGGUUUACUUAGGAUCUGUCUUGUCCCUUAUCGUUGUUCUUAGUCCUGCGUUUUAGCUUUUUGCCUCAGUUCUUAGUUCUGUGUCUUAGUUCAUGACUUAGUGUUUACUCCUGGUCUGUGUACUUCAAUGUUUGUUGUUAUUUUGCCCAUGUCUGCUCUGUGUCCUGUUCUUAGUUCAGUCUGUUUUCCCUGUCACGUUUGUAGUCUAUCUGUAUGAUUAAAUUUAGUCUGUUCUGUGUUUUA
Messenger RNA from Micropterus dolomieu (smallmouth bass), 3443 nucleotides. Its product is annotated as mpv17-like protein 2. The transcript has 6 exons. The coding region runs from base 227 to 883 and encodes 218 amino acids. Gene Ontology annotation, biological process: mitochondrial ribosome assembly. Lineage: Eukaryota; Metazoa; Chordata; Actinopteri; Centrarchiformes; Centrarchidae. The record is from RefSeq and is a predicted model, not a curated record. Gene Ontology annotation, cellular component: membrane; cytoplasm.